Drosophila obscura is the source of this 438-nucleotide messenger RNA. RefSeq lists its product as uncharacterized. The coding region runs from base 100 to 351 and encodes 83 amino acids. NCBI's taxonomy places the organism in Eukaryota, Metazoa, Arthropoda, Insecta, Diptera, Drosophilidae. The transcript has 2 exons. The record is from RefSeq and is a predicted model, not a curated record.
UGUUCAUUCAAGAUAAUUCACUUGAAAACAAAACGUAGAAUUUUCAAAAAAAAUAAUAUAGAUAUAUUUUAAAUUGCGAACCAAAGUCUCUUGGAAAUUAUGGCCGUUGCAGUGCGACUGGUGGAAGCCCUGACCCUGAUCACCAUAAUGGGGCUGAUAACAUGUCUGAGCCUCAGCGUGAGUCUGGCCGAGCGUGCUAUCAGUGUGAUCAUGGUGUUUCUCCAGCCAGCAGCGUAUAUCGUGCAAUUUGGGUUGCUUUUUGUUGAGAAAAUUCUGGUGUAUGCUUUGCUCUGCAUAUUGGGUUUUGUCAAUACGGUGGCCAAAACUCUGCGUGUGACUGGUCUAGCCUAAGCAUCGUUCAGUCAUUUGCCCUCUGUCAUUUCCGUCUUCUGAUCAAUGUCGAAGUAUCAAUAAAUUAUUGUUAACAUUUUUUUAAAA